Molecule: messenger RNA, 456 nt
Organism: Truncatella angustata
Lineage: Eukaryota; Fungi; Ascomycota; Sordariomycetes; Amphisphaeriales; Sporocadaceae
Exons: 1
Coding region: 1-456 (151 amino acids)
Source: RefSeq, a predicted model, not a curated record
AUGACACCCAAGAACACCUAUGUCCGUCCGCGCUCGGAUGCUUUCAUAGGAGAGUGUCUGCGCUACAUUAGACAUGUCGGAACAUUCGCCAGGGCCGUAGUCCAAGAGAAUGACCGCUUGCAAAGGCUAGUCAAACAACUAUCGGCUGCGCUGUGCCACGAGAGAAAUUCAAGUCAACUUCAGGCGCAAGUAGUUCAAACACAACAAACCCUCAUCAAGAUCUGGGAGACGCAGCGGAUUGCGCACCGGGAAUGCCACUGUAGACUUGCCGCACAUGAGCGGGGGCAAACUACAACACGGUCAGCUCUCUACAGUGGCCAGUGUAUAUCGGCCACGAACAAACUUAUGGUAUUAGCGGAUGUAGCCGAAAAGGAGAGACGAUCGGAAGCUGGGGUGAAGAGGAAAGCUGCCGACGAUGGGUUCUUGGGACCACGGGAAUCGUCGUGUCCAGCUUGA